UGUACAUGCAGUUUGAUUUAUAUAAAAUGGAAGAUUCUGAUAUCAGAAGAAAUUCAAACUCAGCGCUAGAAAAUAAUAACACUCAAUUCAUCAAUAAUGAUGUUAAUCAUAAAAAAGAGUCUUUUUAUGAGUUUUCUUCUGAUGCACUAAACAUGUUUGAUGAUUGUCAUGAAUCAAGGGAUGAUUUAUGUAAUAUCAUACCCUCUUUUACAAACAAGCCUGAUGAGAUUAUUAGCUUCAAGAAUGUGAUUUCCGGAGCAUUUUCGGUUUUAACCGGACGAAACAAAACUUCGGAAACCACUGAUAAUCGGUUACAGUGUCCUAGGUCUGAUCACUCUGAUGUAUCUUUCCUUGAGUUUGGAAAGAAUGGAGAUGUUGUCAUUGACUCUUCGGUGUACAUGCCAAGUGCGCCGUUUUUUGAUCCGGUUGGGAUCGAUUAUGGUGUUUAUAAAGAUUUGCUAGAGGCUGAGCCGCCUGUGUGGCUUCCUGAUAGCUCUGCUACUGCUUGUAUGCGGUGUAGUGCAAUGUUUACUGCCCUUACUUGUGGAAGGCAUCAUUGUCGGUUUUGUGGCGGUGUUUUCUGUCGGGGAUGUACAAAUAGGAGGUGUUUGUUGCCUGUUAAGUUUAGGGAAAGGAAUCCGCAGAGGGUUUGUGAUGCUUGCUAUGAGAAGCUUGAUCCUGUGCAAGGUUUUCUUAUCAAUACUGUUAGUAAUGCUGUGCAGGUAGCGAAGCAUGAUGUAAUGGACUGGACUUGUUCUAGAGGGUGGCUUAAUCUUCCUAUUGGUUUGUCUAUGGAACAUGAGAUAUUCAAAUCCUCUAAUACUUUGAGAAGCUACUGCGAGGUUGCUAGAUCCAAUCCUGAGAAGUCAAUCCCUUUAGCCAUUCUUACUGAAGCCAAAGGAUUAGCAAUUUUAACAGUUGCCAAAGCCGGUGCAUUCCUCUCAUACAAAAUCGGUACUGGUUUGGUUGUUUCUAGAAGAUCAGAUGGAUCAUGGUCAGCACCAUCAGCGAUAUUCUCGCUGGGUUUAGGAUGGGGUGCGCAGAUUGGUGGUGAACUUAUGGACUUUAUAAUUGUGCUUCGUGAUAUCAAAGCUGUGAAGACAUUUUGCAGUCGCAUGCAUUUUUCUCUUGGUGCUGGUUGUAGUGCUGCUGCAGGGCCUAUUGGAAGAGUGCUCGAAGCAGAUAUUCGUGCCGGUGACGGAGGUUCUAGCAUGUGUUAUACUUACAGCUGCAGUAAAGGUGCAUUUGUGGGAGUGUCAUUGGAAGGAAAUAUAGUUGCAACCAGGAUGGAUGCAAAUCUGCGGUUUUAUGGCAGUUCUUGUCAUACCACAUCUGACAUUCUCUUAGGGAUGGUGGACAGACCAGAGGCUGCUGAGCCGUUGUACGCCGCUCUUCAAGACUUAUAUUCCAGUUUAAGCUGCUAGUUCUAGUUCCAGCUGUAAAUUGCAUCCAUCAUUCUAUCAGCUGCAUAUAUUUGGCACAUUUUGCAUAUUUGAAGUCAUUUCAUUCAGAGGGAUCACGCAUGGAGUCAAUACUUUCAUGAUGCAUGUGACAAAUACAUCAAUUUAUU
Molecule: messenger RNA, 1570 nt
Organism: Trifolium pratense (red clover)
Lineage: Eukaryota; Viridiplantae; Streptophyta; Magnoliopsida; Fabales; Fabaceae
Exons: 4
Coding region: 6-1424 (472 amino acids)
Molecular function (GO): metal ion binding; phosphatidylinositol binding
Source: RefSeq, a predicted model, not a curated record